This is a messenger RNA of Pogona vitticeps (central bearded dragon), 2878 nucleotides long. NCBI's taxonomy places the organism in Eukaryota, Metazoa, Chordata, Lepidosauria, Squamata, Agamidae. The record is from RefSeq and is a predicted model, not a curated record.
AUGUCACAGCCUGAAGGACGUGGUUUCAGUGCCUGGAUGAUGAUGAUGCGGGUACCUUCCAGCUCAGGUGGAAGAGCCAGUGGGUUUCUCUUCCAGGCAGGACGACGCGUGAGGAGAAGGGUAGCCGGCCGGGCCAGUGCAGGGUGAACGGAGCCCGGAGACCGGCCUGGCAGGGCAGAUGACAUGCCACAGUGGUCCUUCGGUGCCAAAGGCCCGGCCGGCGUUCUUCGUGUGGGGCGAGACCAGCUGACGCAGGAGCUCUGGCAGAGGGCCGAGAUGGACUGAGCCGUGGCGAUCCGCGGAGGUGCGGGGAGAGUUAACGAUGAAGAGUUUCUGCCGAGCUGGGCUCCACCGGGAACUGCUGAACUCAGCCUCUUCCACGUUGCACCCUGUAAAACGAAUAUCUGGCAUGCAUUUGAAGCCAUAUCUGAAAUUGCAAAAGAAAGAGAGGUCCCUUGAAAUAAGCCCAGACUCUCCACGAAGCCCCCCAAUGAGCCAGCAGAGAGUGGGAAAUGAGGAAAAACCGGACAGCCCCGCGCCUGGCCUCUUCCCAAACCCGCCUCUCCGGAAGCCCCUGGGAAGCCUCUCUCCCAACACGAUCUGCCGCAGGAAUGAGAGAAAAAGCCAUCCGGAAGGAGAGCCCAGCAUCAAGGAGAGGAGAGCCGCCCUGGCCCCUACCAUCCACCAGGGUGAUGAUGGAGAAGGACCUCUGGACAUUUGGGCAGUCGUGAAGCCAGGGAACACCAAGGAGAAGAUUGCCUUCUUCGCGGCCCAGCAGUGCAGUGACCACCGGGUGUCUUCCAUGAAGAGCAAGAGCAGCUGGGACAUCGAAGGGAGGGCGACCAAGCGCCGGAAAAAGUCGCUCGACAUCAAGAGGGCAAAGGUCCACCUGGAGAGGGCGCGAGAGGCCAGCGGGAGGUGCCCCCCGCCCGAGCCCUUUGCCUGCAGCAUCGAGCAUUGCUCUGUCCAUAAUGUGAAUGAAAGCGGGGAGGGGGGGUUCCCGGGCCGCCCCCUGUCGGUCGUCGAGAUGGUUGCUUUCCUAGAACAAAGGGCGAGCGUUUUGCUGGCCGGCUGCACCAAAAACUGCCCCAGUGCCUCGGCCAUGACCAGGGGCCCUGGGCAAUCGAAAGCCCAGAGCGCUCCUGCUCCCGGACCGUUUCCUGCCUUAGGGGCGCCCGAGGCCCCAUCGGAAAAAGACGCCAGCGCGAGCGGUGACGGAGAAGCCCAAGCCGAGCCCGUGCGGGUGUUAGAGAUGGUCGCCAGGCUCGAAUCAGAGUGCCUGAGGCGUCAGAGCGAACAGGAAGCCGGGAGCCUGUCCCGGAACAACAGUUUUCGGCGGAACGUCGGCAGGGUGUUGCUGGCGAGCGGGACGGCCCCGGAACCCGAGGCCGGGGAGGCGUCCAGCGGAGUCCUCCGCCGGGAAGAGUGUGGCGGAGAGGACGACAGCUGGGGAUCAAAGUGCAGCUUGUCAGUGGAGCACGGUUUAUGGGAAAGCCCAUUGACGGAUCAGUCGUCUUCCCUCCCGGGUCCCCACGACAGGAAGAACGAAGCGAAACUGUGCCAGGGAGACGCAGACCAAGCUGGCGGCCCUCCAUGCAACUCUGGGGAGAUCACUGCGCCCCGACCCUUUGCAUAUCCAGAAGCUGUUCCGAGGCGGCCUUGUGACUGGCAGAGCAGAUCCCCAGCUCCGGACGGUACACCAAGGGAGCCGACAGCUUGUCCGGAUCUCAGCCCGAAUGUGCAAAUGCGAGGCUCUGUCAGUAUUAGCCUGUCAGUCGCCAGGGUGGAGCCAGGUUGCCGGAAAAGCCAGCUUCCGGACUCCAGCUGCGGGGAAGACGCUCUUCCUGGGAUGCUGUUUUUGCUUCUCUCUGCGCGUGAAAUUCCCAGCGAGAUCCAGCCGGAGGACGAAGAAGCCUCUCCCGAAGAGCGUUCAGGAAUCCCGGCAGGGAAGGAUGCCUCCCCUGUGGAGGAGCCACACUCCGCCAGCCACGUUUCUGGAGGGAUCCUGCCGUCUCCUCCCGAGGGCGCUUUGCAGAGCGUGGGCUCUCCGGGUCUGAAGAGGCAGAGGUCCCACGACUUUCUGGAGACGAGGUUUAAGAUCCAGCAGCUGUUGGAACCCCAGCAGUACCUGGUUUUCCUGCCCCACCAUAUCAUCGUGAAAAUCUUUGGCUUGCUGCCCACCCGGAGCCUCGUGGCUCUCAAAUGCACUUGUGGCUAUUUCAAGUUCGUCAUUGAAUACUACAAUAUCAGGCCGGCGGACUCUCGCUGGGUGCGCGACCCUCGCUACCGGGAAGACCCUUGCAAGCAGUGUAAGAAGAAGUACGUCAGGGGGGACGUCUCCCUGUGCCGGUGGCACCCCAAACCCUACUGCCAGGCGCUACCGUACGGCCCCGGGUACUGGAUGUGCUGCCAUCGAUCCCAGAAGAGCGUUCCCGGCUGCAAACUCGGCCUUCAUGACAAUCACUGGGUCCCUGCUUGCCACAGCUUUAACCGGGCCAUUCACAAGAAAUCGAGGGAAAUGGACGAGGACUGUUAACACCCGCCCCCUCCCGGGCACCAUCUCUGGUGGAAGGAGAAUUCCACGCCUUGUGAUGUUUACACUGUAUAUAAUAUGUGGGUGGUUUGUUUUUUUUUCUUCCCUCUCCCUUCCAGAGGGCUAGGAGACUGCACAGACUUUUAAAUCACAAAAGCCUUUCACCUGCUAGAGGAGAAAUAGCCCUUAGGCCACAUCUGUGCACAUAUUAAAGCUCUGGAAAGCUCUCUGUCUGGUAAGAGUGUCUGACAGCUAGAUGACCAACAUUCAAGUGCUACAACGCAGCUACAGGGGUGUUGUGACAACAAACCCGUGUUUUAAAGUGUCUCAUUUUCAAAUCUGUAU